GGACCUGCUCGAGCACUGCACCGUCGUUUCAUGAGAAAGAGGGGGCUGGUCCGAGAGUUUCCUGAUCCUCUCUGUCUAGCCUCGGUCUGACCGGACAGGCGAAAACCACUUCGAGAUUUCAAGAACAAAAGCAACAACGUAUAAUACAGACCAGCUGAAGUGGCGUAUCCACAUACAACCUUGAGAGAAAUUCAAGCGUCUGUGGCAAUAGAGGUGUGACAUCUCUGAUGGCGACACACACUGACCAUGACUUGAAAGUUAUCUCUCCGAGAGGGGUGGCAGCAAAAAGACAAGACGGAAACCUCACCAGUCCACGGCUGCAAAAAUCACCACACCACAAUUCUGACGGAAAGGAACAUGCAAGCCCCUCUAAUCGCAGACCAAGAGAAAGCAAUGGCAGCGCUGCAGUAAGCUUCAGCACUAAUAAUAACUCUGUAGUAUGUCUUCCUUUGGUAUCUGAAGGACUGAAGCUAGUGUGGACCCAGUCCGAUCAAACACGUGAGUUGGAUAGUGUCCCUGAACUUGUUCAGGCCUUCAACACCUUCCCCUAUCCAACAUCACAAGAGGUCAGCACUCUUGCCCGUGUCUGUGCUCUUCCCCUAGAUAAAGUUAAAGUGUGGUUCAUGGUGCAACGCAUCAAGUAUGGAAUCAGCUGGGCAUCGGAGGACAUUGAAGAGACACGGCUUAAGCUGGCUAGGCCUGGGGAAACAAGUGAGAAACUCAAAGAGAGCCCUAUGAAGAGGAAAAAGGGAAUUGAGGAUUUUAAAGAAACCGAAGACCAUGUAGAAGAUCUAGCGCAAAGUCCACAAGUGCCUCGCAAAAAACAUAAAAUUGAAAGCACAGAACCAGCAAAGCUCUCUCCUGCUCCCUCACGUUUCCGUUCAUCUCUCCCUCCUCCUCAGGAUUCAUACUACUACCGACAACCAGUAGAAAUGCCCGAAACCCCUCAAGCAGCUACCCCACCUACUUCUACAGAAUCUCCUGCUGGAUCUGAGCAACCACGGCAUGGCCGCUACAAAAAGUCCAAAGCCCAGUUAGCUGCAUUGCGGAAGAGUUUCCUACAGGAGAACUGGCCUGAUGAGACAGAGUUACAGCGUUUACAAGAGGAGACGGGCCUAACUCGUAAUGAGAUUCGAAAAUGGUUCAGUGACAGUCGCUACCAGCUGCGAAAUGGUAGGGGAUUGACAACGUCCUUCUCUGCUUCUCAAGGAGAAAAAAAUGAACCCAACUGUAGUCUAUUACUUCAGUCUCAGGAGGUUCAGCCUCUUCCCCUCACCACUAAAAAGCAAAGUACAAAGCAUGCUGACAACGAAGGCAAAGAACAGACCAGGCAAAGAACAGGAUCGCGAAAGAAUCGGCAGAGGCGCUCUCAGUUUUUCCAGCUUUUCCUGUCUAACACUCUUGAGGCAUUUGAAGAUGGAGCAUUAGGAGAAGAUGAGGAGAAAUGUUCAGAGGAAAGUGAGAUUCAGAACAAUGAUGAAGUUAAAAGUGAACAGGAAAGUGAGGGACAUUGUGUGACACCUCCGGAGCCGGCUGCACCCACUGCCUCUUCUUCUCCAUCCAUCACCCCAUCUAAAAAACACUCAGCCAGGUCAUCGAAGUCAGCACGCACUGUCAAAGCAAACACUUCCAUAAACAACUCCCUAAACCCCUUGGACAACUCUUCACUUUCUUCAGUAUUAACAGCGGCUGGACGACCAAGAAAAACAAAGGAGCAACUGGCCAUCCUAAAGGAAUACUUCCAUAAAUGCCCAUGGCCAAAGAGUGACUUGUACACAGAGCUAGUGGAAAUAACAUCUUUGCCUCGUGCUGACAUUAUCCAGUGGUUUGGGGACACGCGUUAUGCUGUAAAAAAUGGCAAUGUACGCUGGGUGCAUGCUGACGUACGUGGACAAGUGCUUGCCGAGAUAGCAUUGUUACAAAGUGGAGGGGCUGCUGCCGAUGCCAGUGGAACCCCAGGAAGUGAAGGCAACAGGAAACGUAAGUCACAAGGGAACAGCACAACAAAAACACAGAAGUCUGCAACGGAUUCUGUAGACAUCAGUCCGUUAGAGAUGUAUUAUCAACAGACGGGACCACUACAAGAGAAGGACCUUGACCAUCUCUGCCGAAAGUCAAAAAUGAGUUACCAACAGGUGCGAGACUGGUUUGCGUCUAAAGACAGUACAAAACUGGACCCAGAGCUCACAGUUAUUGAUUAAUGUACAGAAAACCAUUUGUGAUCAUGUCUGUUAAUCUGCUGUGAGUCCUGUAAUUAGGCAAGACCUGUUUGAAGGCACAGUAUAUAAUCACUUCAUGCAAUGCCCUCUUUUCCACUGUUAAAAAAUAGCAAAAGUAUUUUCUUCAACAGUCUCAACAUCGUUUGUUACCUUUUUUGACAUGCAGUAUUGAACAUGCUAAACUGUAAUGUAUUUUUGGUCUUUAUUGACUAUUUGACUACUUUCACUGCGAAGUAUUACCCUUAUUAUGCUAUUAUUUUUUAGUAAUCUUUUAGAGCCUGAAUUGCUGCUUCUUAGAACUGACAUCAUGCUCAAACUGUUUAUUUCCAGAAACUUUGGUUUGGUUAUCUAUUAAGUACUGUAGUUUAGAUGUUUGGGCCAGAAUUGUUAGCAAUGUUGAGAGUACUUUUUGUUUAAUUCAGAGAUCCAUAUGGCACUGUAUAUUGAUUCCCUCUUAAACCUUAGGUUUACAAUAUAUUUUUCCAUUUCAAAUCAGCUAACAUUCCGCACUUAGGUUUUAUGGAUCCAUUUCUCUAAUCUCUCUACUUCAUUGUGAAUAAACUUUUCUUUUGAAUACAUCCCUACUUCACUGCAGAUUUGUUCAGUGUCCAAUGAAAAGACAACAAAAGCCAUGGCUUUUGUAAAAUCUUGUGCCUUAUUGACUGUAAAUUUGUGUUUCAGGGUGGCAAAAUAAAACAUGACCAAUUAUGUUUAACUCA
Molecule: messenger RNA, 2938 nt
Organism: Pimephales promelas (fathead minnow)
Lineage: Eukaryota; Metazoa; Chordata; Actinopteri; Cypriniformes; Leuciscidae
Gene: homeza
Product: homeobox and leucine zipper encoding a
Biological process (GO): regulation of transcription by RNA polymerase II
Cellular component (GO): nucleus
Molecular function (GO): DNA-binding transcription factor activity, RNA polymerase II-specific; DNA binding
Source: RefSeq, a predicted model, not a curated record